AUGCAGGCCCGAACGCGACGGAGGUCGGAGAGGUCGUUGACAUCUCCUCUGAUGAGAGUGGACAGGAGGACGCGAGUGAGGAGGAGGAGGGGAGGUGUCCACGGACGAGGACAACGUGACGCGGCGAGCUGCGAGGGACCGGAUGGUCUUCCGCCGGUUGAGCAGGGCGACGGCAGGGCUCGGGAGGAUCUGCCUAGGGCAGAUACCACCGUCGGGCAAGCCCAAGGUGUGGGACCGCAUCCUGGAAGCGCGGGCGGUCACUGUCCGCCAAUGGGAGGCCCGGCGGGUGGCGAGGAGGGCAGUAUUCGCCGCGUGGAAGCAGAGGCUGAGGGACGCCGAGGCAGAGGAGGCCGUACUGAGCAGCCGCAGCCGCCACCACGUGCGCCGACGCCACCACCACGAUCGCCGUCGCCGCUACCCCGAUCACCAUCGCCGCCGCCGAGGCAGCAUACGGUCACGUGGACGUGGCCCGCGCCCGAAGAGGCAGCGGAGGAGGCCCGAUUGCGGGAGGCAAUCGAGGCCAUCGAUCGGCAGCGCCCACCGCCGUUUAACCCGCGCGAUCCCAAAGCCAAGUCGGAGAAACGCGUCGCGGAGACGGCCGAUCGCGAGGAGCUGAAGGCUACGCCCGAGGAGGAGCGAGAGGCCCAGGAGGUUCUGGAGAAGGGGCCGUGGGAGUGGCCAUCAACGCCGGAUACGUCGCGGGACGCGGCUCCACCCCCGAGGCUCGCGUGGCAGACCUCGUGCCCGGAGCCGCGAGCCCCAAAGACUGCGGAGACAGCAGUCGGAGGGCGCGGAACCGUGGUCGGAGGUUCCGGAGGCGGAGUGGCCGGCGCGGGUGGCCAAAGAAGCACGACGGCAGCGAGGGAGGCGCAGGAAGGACAGGUGGGCCAAGCACAUGCUGGACGAGGAGAGCUCUACUAA
Molecule: messenger RNA, 921 nt
Organism: Drosophila gunungcola (fruit fly)
Lineage: Eukaryota; Metazoa; Arthropoda; Insecta; Diptera; Drosophilidae
Product: Wilms tumor protein 1-interacting protein-like
Exons: 2
Coding region: 1-921 (306 amino acids)
Source: RefSeq, a predicted model, not a curated record